AUGGCCUCUUCCAAUUUUAAUGCACCUUCACCACUUAUUUUCACUGAAGAAAACUUUCCGAUAUGGAGUGUUAAAAUGAAAGCUUACUUAAGAGCUUUCGAUUUGUGGGAAGUUGUAGAUACCGGAAGUGAGCCACCAAAGUUAAGGACAAAUCCCACUACUGCACAAAUCAAUCAACAUAAUGAAAAAGUUGCUGAAAGAUACAAGGCAUUAUCUUGUAUACACUUGGUACUAAAGCUCUUGAGAGAGUUUGAAGUUUUGAAAAUGAAUAAUGAGGAAACUAUAAAAGGUUAUUUUGAUAAGGUUUUGAAGGAGCAGAGGAGAGCUUUGAGACAUGAAGACCAUGUUGAGGAAGCUUUAACGGCUCGAACCAGAGACAAAAGAAAUAGCAGCAAUAGUUCAAAGAAAUUUGAUGGUGAAAACAAAGAAAAAGAGAAGAAGAAUGUUGAUAAGAGACAAAGGAAGCAAAAACCUCAAUUUCCUCCUUGCUCAUAUUGCAAAAAGAGAAAUCAAACAGAAAAAUUUUGCUGUUAUCGACCGACCGUGAGGUGCAGGUCCUGCCAUCAACAAGGACAUGUGGAAAAAGAAUGCAAGAACAAGGGUUCAAGAGGAAAAGAAAAAGUUAUCGUGGUGGAAGAACGAGAAAUCGCUGAAGAAGUCUUGUUCAUGAUGAGAAAACCCGACUGCUCAAUAAAAAAAGGAGUUUGGCUCAUUGACAGUGCUUGCUCAAACCAUAUGACAGAUAAUGACAACCAGUUUAUUUCCUUGAAUAAAAGCUACAAGUCUACUAUUGAAAUUGGUAAUGGGGAUCUACUUCAAAUUUGCCGCUCGGGUACCGUGGGAGUUAAAACUGAAUCAGAAGACUUGGUCAUGUUAACUAUUAAGUCCUUGAAAUUUAUGGCCUCUGCGGGGCUUGUUAAUGAUCUUCCCUUGCUAUCCGAAAGUGAAGAGAUGCGUGAUACUUGCCUCCAUGGAAAACAGAACAGGCUACCUUUCCCAAAACAAAGUCUGUCAAGAGCUUUUAAACGCCUUCAAAUAGUACAUACUGAUGUUGGAGGACCUGUACAAACUCCAUCUAUGAAUGGGAGCAAGUAUUUUAUCCUUUGUAUUGAUGACUUUAGUCGCUAG
Messenger RNA from Theobroma umbraticum, 1128 nucleotides. NCBI's taxonomy places the organism in Eukaryota, Viridiplantae, Streptophyta, Magnoliopsida, Malvales, Malvaceae. The record is from RefSeq and is a predicted model, not a curated record.